Molecule: messenger RNA, 1644 nt
Organism: Epithele typhae
Lineage: Eukaryota; Fungi; Basidiomycota; Agaricomycetes; Polyporales; Epitheliaceae
Product: MFS general substrate transporter
Exons: 5
Coding region: 1-1644 (547 amino acids)
Biological process (GO): transmembrane transport
Molecular function (GO): transmembrane transporter activity
Source: RefSeq, a predicted model, not a curated record
AUGCCUCCCAUGCAGCCAUCAGCAAGCCUCCCCCAGUCGACUGAAGAGACCACCUCCCGCACACCAACCUUCGUCGAGACCCCCGAAGCCGCCGCAGAAGAUGUCAACGUUGAUUUCGAGCACGAAGCAUACGGACCGGCGCCCGGAGAAAAGCCUGUCGACCAAUUUGAGGUCCUCAUGCACCCAGACGACGUCGACAAUCCCAAGGCAUGGCCCCGCCCCAGCGCUGGGUCAUCACCAUGCUCUCCGCCGUCCUCGUCCUCAAUGCGUACGUCUCUUUCUCGUCUCUGCGCUUCUCGUCGAUCCUCAAUGUCGGUCUCCUACAGCACGUUCUCGUCUUCCGCGCCGUCCGGCAUCAUCCCGCAAAUGAAGGAGGAGUUCGGGUUCGGCAACGAGGUGGCAGUUCUCACCAUCUCUCUUUUCGUUGCCGGCUAUUGCCAAGUCGGCCGGCGCCCGGUGUUCAUCGGCUCCUUCGUCGUCUACACCAUCUUCCAGAUCGCGUGCGCCGUCGCGCCCAACACCGCCGCGAUCCUCAUCUUCCGCUUCCUGGGCGGUACAUUCGCUGCGGCACCCCUGGCGAACAGCGGGGCCGUCAUCUCGGACAUAUGGGACGCGGACACGCGUGGCAAGGCGCUCGCGUUGUUCACCCUCGCGCCUUUCGCAGGUCCGUCGCUGGGUCCGACCGUCAGCGGCUUCAUGGCUGUGGCUGGCGUCAAGUGGGAGUGGGUGUAUUGGUUGCAGGCGAUCUUCGCAGGUGUAUGCACGAUCGCGAUCGUCUUCUUCCUCCCCGAGACCUACGCGCCGAUCAUCCUCGUCAAGCGUGCGCAGAAGCUCCGGAAGGACACGGGCAACGACCGCUACUGGGCGCCGCUGGAGCGUAACAACCUCGAGAUCCUGCCGCACAUCCGCCACGUCCUCUCCCGGCCAUUCGUCGUCCUCGCCAACGAGCCCAUGCUCGUCGCCAUCACCCUCUACAUGAGUUUCGUCUACGGAGUCAUCUACCUCCUCUUCGAGGCGUAUCCGAUCGUCUUCACAGUCGGCCACGGCUUCAACGCCGGCCUCACUGGGCUCACCUUCCUCCCCAUCUUCGUCGGCGGCGCCAUCGGCGUCGGCGCGUACCUCCUCUUCUUCAACCCCCGCUACCAGCGCGCUAUCGCCGAAUUCGCACCGCACCCCGUCCCGCCCGAAUACCGCCUCGAGAUCUGCAUGUGGGCCGCCCCGAUCUACACCCUCUCCUUCUUCUGGUUCGGCUGGACGUCCUUCCCCUCCGUCUCCUACUGGGCCCCGCUCCUCUCCGGGCUCCCGAUGGGCGUCGCCGUCAUCUUCCUCUUCCUCGGGCUCUUCAACUACGUGAUCGACGCGUACCUGUUCGUCGCGGCGUCGGCGCUGAGCGCGAUGACGGUCGUGCGCAGCCUGUUCGGGGCCGGGUUCCCGCUGUUCGCGACGCAGAUGUACGAGACGCUGAACCCGCGGUGGGCGAGCACGCUCCUGGGCCUGCUCGCGCUCGUGAUGACGCCGAUCCCGUUCGUGCUGCGGCGGUACGGGCACCACCUGCGGCGGCGGUCGAAGUACGCGCCGACGGGGGACGGGCCGCGGAAGCCGUCACGGCCGGCGUCGGUCGAGGGGGAGAAGGCCUCGGCGUGA